CAGCAACAACAGCAACAGCAACAGUUCUCGACAACGCCGCCACCUAUGCAAAAUCCAAUGAUGUCAAACGGUAGUCAAACCCCCACUCAGUUACAAAUGCAGCAAAUGCAGAUUCAAUUGCUUCAACAACACUUGAUGCAACAGCAAUUAUCUAAUAAUAUCAAUACUGCCAAUAACGAUGGAGCUAUGAACAAUGCAUUCCAGUAUCAAAUGCUUGCUUAUAAUCUUUUAUCACAAAAUUUGGCAAACAAUAAUGCGCCCAUAUCUUCAGUGCCAGCCAAGUCAGAAGGAAUGACAGCACCUACUCAAGCCAUACAGACACCGAACGACCCUGCAGGCAUCAUUGGUCAAGAUCAAAUAAUGAAUACAGCAGGAUCUACGGUAUCAGAACAACCUUCAGCACCACCCAAGACGAUGGCUGAGCGAUUGGUGGAUGUCAUUUAUCUGCAAGCUGUAGAAUAUAAUAGAAUCAAACAAGAUAAAAAAGAGAUGACGGUUACUGAUGAAUUAAAUGAGGGCCUCAAGAUUACAGCAUAUGAUCUCUUAUACGGACAUGAUAGAUCUCAUGCUCACUCAUCAAGACAGCAACGAUUACUCUUACCUGAGCGAUUACCAGCAGGGCUUGAUCCUUUGACGGUCUUAUCUGAACGUGAGAGAAGAAUAGAGAAAAGAGCUGCAGAUCGCUUGAAGGAACUGGAAACAUUAACCGACGAACAAAAGUUACCACUGGGCUAUUUGUUGACGGAGUAUUAUGAUGAAACAGUCAGGACAGCUUCUCCUGAACGAUUGAAGCAUAUAGUCCAACUUCGCUCGUUGCAAUUAAGAGAUAAGCAACAAAAGCUACGUGAGGAGGUGGUUCAAAAUCUGGAGGAGGCAAGUCGAUUGGCAAAUUCAGUUGAUCGCACUUCUUAUCGCAAGAUAAUGAAGCGAACACUGCGUGAUGCCAAAUUGACUGAAAAGCUCGAAAGACAACAACGAAUUGACAGAGAAAAGAAGGAGAAACAGCGACACUUGGAUUAUCUACAGACAGUUUGUAAUCAAGGUAGAGAUUUGAUUGCUUGGCAUAAAGCGCACCAGGCCAAGAUGGGUAAGCUGGGUAAAGCCAUUCUACAAUACCACGCCCAUAUUGAAAAGGAAGAACAAAGAAAGGCAGAUAAACGAUCCAAGGACCGUAUUCGAGCACUUCGUAAUGACGAUGAAGAGGCCUAUCUUAAAUUGAUUGAUGAAGCCAAGGAUACACGAUUGACACUGUUACUACAACAAACAGGCGCCUAUUUAGAAUCGCUGACGAAAGCUGUGGUAGAGCAGCAGAAUGAAAACAUGCAGUUUGAAGAUAGUGGCUUGAAUGACGAUGAACCGAUAGAUGAAGAAAUGAUGUUGACGGAUAAAAAUGGAAAGAGGAUAGAUUAUUACAAGAUGGCACACCGUGUUCAAGAAGAGGUUUCACAGCCUAAUAUUUUAGUGGGUGGCAAGUUGAAGGAAUAUCAGAUCAAAGGCCUCCAAUGGAUGGUAUCUCUUUAUAAUAAUCGAUUGAAUGGUAUAUUGGCAGAUGAAAUGGGCUUGGGUAAAACAAUCCAAACCAUUAGCUUAAUCACCUAUUUGAUCGAGAAAAAGCAGCAAAAUGGACCUUUCCUUAUCAUUGUACCACUAUCGACAUUAACCAACUGGGCCCUUGAAUUUGAAAAAUGGGCGCCUUCAGUAACCACUGUCAUCUAUAAGGGACCGCCUGAGGUGCGUAAAGAGAUACAAAAAAAGUCUAUUCGACACAGAGAUUUUCAAGUGUUGAUUACAACGUUUGACUACAUCAUCAAAGAUAAGCCUGCGCUGUCAAAGAUAAAGUGGAAAUAUAUGAUUAUUGAUGAAGGUCAUCGUAUGAAAAAUACACAAUCCAAACUGACGAUCGUACUCAGACAAUACUACACAUCAAAUUAUCGACUCAUCUUGACGGGUACACCUUUACAAAACAAUCUACCCGAACUGUGGGCGCUGUUAAACUUUAUAUUACCCAAGAUAUUUAAUUCUGUUAAAAGUUUUGAAGAAUGGUUUAAUACACCGUUUAAUAACCAAGGCGUACAAGAUAAAGUAGAGUUAAACGAAGAAGAACAGCUGCUGAUCAUUAAGCGUUUACACAAGGUGCUUCGACCUUUCUUGCUUAGAAGAUUGAAGAAAGAUGUAGAAUCAGAGUUACCUGAUAAAAUUGAAACAGUGAUCAAAUGUAAACUGUCAGCCCUUCAAGCUAAACUGUACACCCAAAUGAAGAAAUACGGUAUUCUGUUUGGCUCGAAUUCGAAUAAUGGCAAAACAAGUAUCAAGGGUUUAAAUAACACAAUUAUGCAAUUGCGAAAGAUAUGUAAUCAUCCUUUUGUAUUUGAAGAAGUUGAACGAGUAGUCAACCCAUACAAAGUGAGCAAUGAGUUGCUUUACCGUGUAUCAGGCAAAUUUGACCUAUUAGACCGCAUUCUGCCAAAGCUGAGAGCAACUGGCCAUAGAGUAUUGGUAUUUUUCCAGAUGACUCAGAUUAUGGAUAUUAUGGAAGACUUUUGUAUCUAUAGAGGCUAUCGACAUUUGAGAUUAGAUGGCUCAACUAAGGCUGACGACCGAUCCAACAUGCUUAAACUAUUUAAUGCACCUAAUUCACCUUAUUUUAUAUUUUUAUUAUCCACUCGUGCUGGUGGCCUCGGACUUAAUUUACAAACGGCAGACACAGUCAUCAUCUUUGACUCUGACUGGAACCCGCACCAAGAUUUACAAGCACAGGAUCGUGCUCAUCGUAUUGGUCAGACAAAGGAAGUCCGUAUCUUUAGAUUGAUCACAGAAGAUUCGGUUGAAGAGAAUAUUCUGGCAAGAGCGCAGUACAAGCUAGACAUUGACGGAAAAGUGAUUCAGGCGGGUAAAUUUGAUCACCGCAGCACAGAAGAGGAUCGUGAGGCCUUCCUGAGAUCCUUAUUGGAAGACAAAAGUAAUGCAAGAGACGAAGAACAGAGUGACGAAUUAGAUGACGAGGAAUUAAACACGAUAUUAAAGCGUUCGGACCAGGAAUACGCAAUAUUCACAAAGAUUGAUCUUGAAAGACAACGAACAGACUUGGAAGACUGGAAGAGGAAAUAUGGAGAGAACAGUGGCAAGAAACCAGAAAGGCUGAUACAGGAAUGGGAAUUACCAGAGAUAUAUCGAAAUGAUGCCAUGUUGGACAUGUACGAAGCUGAUCCAUUAGAUUCAGUGUUUGGCAGAGGACAACGAGUGAAAGAAACAGUUGUUUAUUCAGAUAGUAUGACAGACAGACAAUGGCUGAGACAAAUCGAAAGAGACGAGGAUGACGAAAAGAGAGCUCUUAAACGCGCUAAAUAUUGAUGAUAUAUGCAAACGAUUCCAUUUCAAUAAACUAAAAACAAAUUCCCUUCCUAUUUCAAACCCCAAAUCACUUCUUGUUCUAUUUUUUAUUUUCUAUAUCUUGCUUUACUUAUUUUUAUACAUAUUUGCAAAGACACUUGCUUUGUCAUUUAGUAAGAAAAGACAG
Molecule: messenger RNA, 3517 nt
Organism: Rhizopus microsporus ATCC 52813
Lineage: Eukaryota; Fungi; Mucoromycota; Mucoromycetes; Mucorales; Rhizopodaceae
Exons: 9
Coding region: 46-3351 (1101 amino acids)
Biological process (GO): positive regulation of transcription by RNA polymerase II
Cellular component (GO): nucleus
Molecular function (GO): ATP binding; ATP-dependent chromatin remodeler activity; DNA binding
Source: RefSeq, a predicted model, not a curated record